This is a messenger RNA of Penicillium oxalicum, 1494 nucleotides long. RefSeq lists its product as uncharacterized. Bases 1 to 1494 code for a protein of 497 amino acids. Gene Ontology annotation, biological process: ergosterol biosynthetic process. Gene Ontology annotation, molecular function: Delta14-sterol reductase activity. The transcript has 3 exons. Gene Ontology annotation, cellular component: endoplasmic reticulum membrane. The record is from RefSeq and is a predicted model, not a curated record. NCBI's taxonomy places the organism in Eukaryota, Fungi, Ascomycota, Eurotiomycetes, Eurotiales, Aspergillaceae.
AUGGCGCCCCGAAAGGCUGAAAAGCCUAACAUCCCCAUUCAACCAGUGCCCGAGAAGCGUGGUUAUGAAUUUGGUGGACCUCUAGGGGCCUUUGGUAUCGUCUUCGGACUGCCCCUCUUGGUGUACACCUUCACCUUUGUUUGCAACGACGUCACCGGAUGUCCCGCGCCUUCACUCCUCCAUCCCUCGACCCUCACCCUCGAUCAGUUGAAGCGGGAGGUUGGUUGGCCCGAGGAGGGCAUCGUCGGCCUCUAUGAUACCCGCGUCACCUUGUGGACACUCAGUUACUAUGUCUUCAGUCUGUUCCUGCAGGUCUUUCUCCCGGGACAGGAGGUGGAUGGUGUUUCUCUCGCGUGCGGUGGAAGACUCAAGUACAAAUUCAAUGCUUUCUCCUCCGCCCUCAUCAUCCUUCUGGGCUUGGCCACAGGAACCUACAUGUACGGCGCCAAUUUUGUGGUAUGGACCUUUUUGUGGGACAAUUAUAUCCAGGUCAUCACGGCCAACCUGUUGAUUGCAUCAUCGGUCGCAAUGUUCGUCUACCUGAAGAGUUUCACGGUUCCCCAGCCAGGCCAGCUGAACCACGCACUUCGCGAACUCGCUCCCGGCGGUCACACAGGGAACCCUCUCUACGAUUUCUUUAUCGGCCGAGAGCUCAACCCUCGUAUCCGUCUACCGAUCCCCUUUGUGAGUGAGGCGUCGCGCACGCUGGACAUCAAGGUCUUCAUGGAGAUGCGCCCCGGCUUGCUGGGCUGGACCAUUCUAAACCUGUCUAACGUGGCUCACCAAUACCGCACCUACGGAUACGUCACCGACUCGAUCGUCCUCGUCACCAUCUUCCAAGCCUUUUACAUUUUGGACGCUCUGUACAUGGAGCCCGCGAUUCUCACCACCAUGGACGUGAUCAUGGAUGGAUUCGGAUUCAUGCUGUCCUUUGGUGACGUCGUUUGGGUCCCCCAUAUCUACAGCAUUCAAAGCCGAUAUCUGGCCGUCUUCCCUCUUGAGCUUGGAUGGAGCGGCAUGGCCCUCGUCCUGAGCGCCACCGCGGUGGGAUAUGCCAUCUUCCGCGGGGCCAACAACCAAAAGAACCGCUUCCGCACCGACCCCAACGACCCGCGCGUCAAGCACAUCAAGUUCAUCGAGACCAAGAGUGGCUCCAAGCUGAUGAUCUCCGGUUGGUGGGGUCUCGCACGACACAUCAAUUACCUGGGUGACUGGAUCAUGUCAUGGUCCUAUUGCCUCCCCACCGGUGUCGCUGGGUAUACCCUUAUUCAGAGCAUCAACCCUUCCACGGGCGCCGUCCAGACGCAGGCUGUGCAGACCCCAGAGGUCCGUGGCUGGGGCAUGAUCUUUACGUACUUCUAUAUGCUCUACUUUGGCGUUUUGCUGAUUCACCGUGAAAUGCGUGACGAGGAAAAGUGCAAGAAGAAGUACGGCGCCGAUUGGGACCGUUACACUUCAAUGGUUCGCAGUCGCAUCAUCCCCGGGAUUUACUGA